This is a messenger RNA of Leptidea sinapis, 2068 nucleotides long. RefSeq names its product lysozyme 1-like. Gene Ontology annotation, molecular function: lysozyme activity. The record is from RefSeq and is a predicted model, not a curated record. Lineage: Eukaryota; Metazoa; Arthropoda; Insecta; Lepidoptera; Pieridae. The transcript has 4 exons. Bases 181 to 639 code for a protein of 152 amino acids.
CAAUAGAUCACUGUUUUUUUACUCGUUCUUAGAAACUACGUUGAGGUUUUUUGUUUGUGUAUUCAGAACCUUAUUAUGUCAUCGAUUUUCGAUGGAAACAGUGCCGUCUUAAACCAUUGAGAAGUAAUUGAAUAUUGAAUAGAAUUAAUUGAAAUAAAAUAUAAACUUAAUGUUCAAAAAAUGGUCUUACAUAAAGUGGCUGUGUCUUUUGUGUGUUUAAUACUAGCUGUUAAUGUGGUUGUUGGGAUAUUCGUAAGCAAUCUUAACGGCUCCUGCAUCAGAUGUCUCUGCCAUGUGGCUGGGUGUGAUCUGUCUCACACGUGCUCUGGGGGCUACUGUGGACCGUUCUACAUAUCAAAGGUCUACUGGGUGGAUGCAGGGAAGCCCACUCUUCCGGAUGAUAGCCCUGACAGGGAUGAAGCCUUUGAAGAUUGCGCCAGAGAUUUCUACUGCUCAGUGAAAAUAAUUGAAAGCUACAUGGCAAGAUUUGGAAAGGACUGCAACGGUGAUGGAGUGACUGACUGCUUCGAUUAUAUGAUGAUCAAUCACAAUGGUGGGAGAGCAUGUUCCUCACCACUGUUCCUAUCCGAGCUGGGCUUGCGGAGAUUGAAGCUCUUCAGACAAUGUCGCUUCCAGUAGACUAAGACACCCCAAUACAGUGCCGGAUUCAGCAACCUCGGGGCCCCUAGCAAAUUCUUCCAAGGAGCCCUUGAUCUGUAUUCAUCUUUUUUUUUAAGUUCUUUAAGUAAAAAAUAUAUAGAAAGUACAUUAUUCAACACAGUCAAAGAAAUAACAAUCUUAAAUUUAAUACAUUUCAAUGGCGACAUUGCAUUAUAGAAAUGGUUUGGUCAAUGAUUAUGUUUUAACAUCAGAGAUUUACAAAGCUUAUAAUAAUAACAGAUACUUGAUAUUUUAGUGUUGUACCUUUGGAGAGGUAACACUUGUUUAGUUAAAUAUUUAAAAUGUUUAGCUUAGUAUUAAACAAUCAUUAAUUUGUUAUUAAUGGCAUAGGUAAUAACUUAAUUUAUCUAAUUAUUUAUUAGUACGGUACGGUACGGUAGUGUUUAUUAGUACGUAACUCACGUUUUAUCGGUGAGGGUACCGAAUAGUUUCGGACCAUUCGGAGGUCAAAUUCAAAUUCAAAUAAUUUAUUCAAAAUAGGAUGUGACAUCACUUAUUGUAAGUCAAAAAAAACUACCACCCAUUCCAAAAUGAAUGCCUCAGGCCUGAUAAGAAUGGGCGCAACAAACUCAGCAGGCUUUUUUUUUUUCAUCAAAAAUAUGUUUUACAAUUAUUAAAGUACCAUUUGCAAAGUAACAAAGUAACAUUGUACAAUUAAACUUAUUAUUUAAUAGCCUGAGGGCGGUCGCUCCAUUUCCAAUAUGUGGUAUCAUUAAGAAAGUCAUUUAUGUUAUAGUAACCUUUACCACACGAACGUUUUUUAACAAUUCUUUUGAAUAACGUAAUACUCUUGUUUUGAACAUUUUCUGGGAUCCUGUUGUAAAAGCAUAUACAUCGCCCCACAAAAGACUUGCUAACUCGACUUAGCCGAGUAGAAGGCAAUAUAAGCUUAUGUCUGUUCCUGGUGUUAACAUUAUGGUUAUGACAGUCCUUCAUCAGGGACCAGGGUGAGUGUACCACUACACUACGGGAUAACGUUCGGGAUAACGUCCCUAAUGGUUCGAAAAUAGUCGGUACCCACACCGAUAUAACGUGAGUAAAGCCGUAAAUAAAUAAGUAGAUAAUGUCUCACGAAAGUUUUAAUAAAUUAAUUUAUCUAUAUUGCAAAUAGUCGGUUACCGAGUGUCGAACUUGGAUUGUCUUAGUUGGAAAAGUUAUAACGUUUUUGGGACAUGUAGUAAAUUCAAUGUACCAUCACUUUUAUAAGUUUCACUCAUAAAACUAUGCUCACGCAGUGAUGAAUGGGUUUAAAUAUGCGGGGCCCCAUUUAACGCGGGGCCCGUAGCAAUACUCUUGCUCCGUGGUAAUCCGGCACUGCCUCAAUACUGUACUGAUUAAUGUAAUCUAUUAAUUUAACGUUUACUCCAAUAAAUUAAUAUUAUAAUUG